CAGCUCAGCACCAUCAUGGAAAUGUCUGAAAUGAGUGUUUGUUUCAGGAAGGUGUGGUUUGUGGUCACACUGACGAAUGCAGCAACAUGCUGCGAAUGGACAGGAAAGCAGAUUCUCUGCAGCAACACAGAGAAUUAAGUCAACGGGUCGGAGCCGAGCAGAACCAGGACUCCGGGUCUGAGAGCCAGAGAGACAACGGCAGGGGGGAAGGUCCAAUUCCAACCCUCUCACACGCAGCCAGAGGUAUGGACCUCUUUAACUGCUCCAAGCUCUCCCCCAACAAAACCAGCAGUAGCACUGUCUUCACCAACCAGGUCCUCCCGUCGUUCUACAUCGUCCUCUUCGUUGUGGGUGUGGUGCUAAAUGGCAUGGCCGCCUGGAUCUUCUUCAGAGUCCCAGCAGAUUCUGCUCUGGUGGUCUACCUGAAGAACAUGGUGGUGGCUGACCUCCUCAUGCUGCUCUCCUUCCCCGUCAGGGUGGCGGUGAAAAUGGGCUUCAACUGCUGCCACCUUUGGAUUUUUAACUGCCAAUUCAAUGCCGUGCUCUUCUAUAUGUCCAUGUAUGUAGGAAUGCUCUUCAUAGGCUACAUCAGCCUUGAGCGCUAUGUCAAGAUUUCCCAACAUGCAUCUUCCUCCACAAGCACCUCCUCAUUCAAGAUGAAAUGUAGUGGAGUGUCUGAUCUAAAUCUUAUGCAGAAUACCACCUUUGCACAGGUUCUGGCGGUCCUCACCUGGGGUCUCCUCUUCUUAUACUCUGCACCCAACGCCAUGCUGGCAACCUGGCCAGCCAAAGACCAUAACUUCACAAAAUGCAUGCAGCUGAAGACGCCACUUGGUGCCCAGUGGCACAGAGUAUCCGUCCUUAUUAACAUGUCUCUAUUCUCGGUAACACUACUUAUCGUAGGCUUCUCCUACACCUUCAUAGCUUACCAGGUCUACAAGACGUACCGCUGCAUGCGGCGCGACAGCAGGGGCAUCUACCGGAACUCCAACCGCAACAUCUUCAGCAUUCUGGCAGUUUUCUUUGUCUGCUUUGUGCCGUAUCACGUCUGCCGCGUGCCUUACACCAUGAGUCAGAUGUCAUCAUCAAGCUUCAGCGAAGAUACCAGUAUCCUGCUUCACCAGAUCAAAGAGGGAACUCUAUUCCUGUCAGUGACGAAUGUCUGCCUAGACCCCCUGAUCUACUUCCUAAUGUGUCGAAACUUCAGAAAGUCGCUUAUAAGAAAACUGUCCAGUAAAAAAAGGAGGAAGCCUCCGCCAACCAAUCAGAGUCUGAGCAACAUGCAGAGGGGGGGAUGGAGGAAUGGAUGCAAAGCAGGAGGAGACACUGAAAGAGAAGACAAGGACAGAGUAGAUCCUGGAAGAGGAGGCAAUCAGAGCACAGCAGAUCCUUGAUGCCCAAAAAGAGUCUGGGCAACAUCUUGGCCAACAGGAGACAGAAGGAUGAACAUUUUUGUGCACCAAUGGAGAAAGAAACUGGUGAGGAAUCUUCAAACAGAGAACAUUUGUGAGGCCAAAGUUGUGGUCCAAAAAACAUUAUGGAUGGUAGGAACCUCUAUUUAGGGGAAAGUUGGUGCUCUCCGUGUCCUUAAAAGAAUCUCUUGUUGCACUGAUAUGAGACAUGAAAAUACCAACCAAAUCAGGACACAGAGAGACUUUGUGUAAGUGGUGACUGUGAAGAUAUCAGUCACCAUAAAGGUUUCACACAAUGAGUUUUUGUUGUCUUUGUCGUGACUAUAUGAGUUCUGUAUGUGAAAUAAUAAGCUGGUAAUAAAAAACUGCCUAAUUUUA
Molecule: messenger RNA, 1790 nt
Organism: Xiphophorus hellerii (green swordtail)
Lineage: Eukaryota; Metazoa; Chordata; Actinopteri; Cyprinodontiformes; Poeciliidae
Product: P2Y purinoceptor 14-like
Exons: 2
Coding region: 87-1394 (435 amino acids)
Biological process (GO): G protein-coupled receptor signaling pathway
Cellular component (GO): membrane
Molecular function (GO): G protein-coupled purinergic nucleotide receptor activity
Source: RefSeq, a predicted model, not a curated record